GGUCAGUCGGGUCCUCUCUUCGUGUCUUGGAUCCUCAUGUCUGCCCUGCCCUCUCUGGGGCCGGGAAGACGACAACGAGACCCAACUCGCAGGUGGGAGCUCCAGCUCGAAUGGACGGGGGGGGGAGGGGAGUGGAGGGGGGUUUGGGGAUCCGCAAACUGCUUGUGGAUUGUGGGAGAGAGACUCUUGGGAGUGGGAGCAGUGGAAAGGAGGCAGAGAGAGCGCGGGACAGGAGGGGGAUUGGCGGCUGCUUGUGCUUGUGCUUGUUGCUUGCUUGCUUUCCUGGAUUUGGGCCUUUGGGGUGUGUUCAAUUCAGUUCGGUUCCAUUCCAGUUUCUGCUGCGACCUUGCAGCUGGGGGGGAGAUGAUGGUGGAUGUGAUGUACCAGGUGGAAAGGGGGGGGAAGUCAUGGAUGGGAGGGGAGGGGGAGGGGUGUGUUUGUGUCUACUGUGUAUGUGUGUCUGUCUGUCCGGUGGAGGGGAAGAGAAGCACCCGGGUGGGAAAGGAAGCGGAAGGGAACGGGGAAAAGGGGGGGGAAGGAAACCAGGAAGGAUAUGUUUUUCUUUAAUUUGGCAUCGCCUCAAAGAGUUAAUACAACCGUCAUGUACUUACAGAACGGUUCGGUACUUUUUGAAAGCAAAGAAACCAGAGACGGAUAGUCCUCGUGGCUCCCGUGGUGGUGGCACUGGCACUGAGAGCGGCACUACGGUACUCGUGCUCCCAUCUUUCUGUUCUUCUUUCUCCUCUCUCCCUGUCAUGUCUGUCUGUGUCUGUACCUACACUACUGCGUCCAGAUACUCCGUAAAGAUACUCCGAACAUAAGGUACGGAGUACAUAACAGAUGCAAAGUGGCAGACAAAACCAAAAGGCAAGGAUGCAUGACUUAGCGUACUGGUCUGUACGUACCUUGCAGCAACACCUAGCAGGGAGCACGGGGAUAGGGUCAAGUAGGAGGAACAGGC
This is a messenger RNA of Colletotrichum godetiae, 961 nucleotides long. RefSeq lists its product as uncharacterized. The record is from RefSeq and is a predicted model, not a curated record. The transcript has a single exon. Lineage: Eukaryota; Fungi; Ascomycota; Sordariomycetes; Glomerellales; Glomerellaceae. The coding region runs from base 111 to 821 and encodes 236 amino acids.